Molecule: messenger RNA, 5789 nt
Organism: Nasonia vitripennis (jewel wasp)
Lineage: Eukaryota; Metazoa; Arthropoda; Insecta; Hymenoptera; Pteromalidae
Product: claspin-like
Exons: 10
Coding region: 116-5614 (1832 amino acids)
Biological process (GO): activation of protein kinase activity; mitotic G2 DNA damage checkpoint signaling; mitotic DNA replication checkpoint signaling
Molecular function (GO): anaphase-promoting complex binding
Source: RefSeq, a predicted model, not a curated record
AACACGCCUGGCCGCAGUUCUACGUGUAAAUAAGGCGCGAGAAGAUGCUCCGAAGCAUGAAUAUUUCUUUCGUUUUAAUGAGUAUAAUUUGACAAACAAUUUCGUAAAAGUGAUAAUGGCAACUAUUGCGGUUCAAGUUGUCACCGAAGAGAUCAGAAAAAUGUCGACGGAAAACGUCGUUCGUAAAUCUCGUUCGGAAACUGUGACUGAAGCACUUGUUGCUCUGCCCUCGAAGAAUAUUGAUGAUGACAGUGGCAUUUUGACGUGUACUAAUAGCAACAAUGAAAAAUCUUCACAAUCUGUUGAGCAGUCCUCAAUCGGAAAGACUUUGCCCGAUGAGCACGAAAAUAAGUUAUCUCAAGAAGCAAAUAAACUUUCACUCGAUAGCAGAUGUUCUCAGGAGAGCAGAGCUAGCAGUUGCACAACAAAGUCUAGUUGUAGUUCUGUGAGCAAGAAGAGUGAAUCUGCAUCUAGUAGGUAUACAAAUGAGAACAGUAAUUCCAGCUACAGCUCUACUGUAAAGGGAAGUCAAAAAGUUUGCAAUGAAGACGAAGAUUCACGUUCAUCGAUCUUCAGUACUAAUUCAACUGUCAAAACGAGCCAACAUACAAGUUAUAAAUCAGACGAUGAAAGUAAUUCUAGAUCUAGUUUCAAGUCUCCAAGCAAAAGUUCACCUGAAAAGCAGAGCAAUAAUGAAAGCAACUUUAAAAGAAGUCAAAGUGUUCAUUCAGAGGACGAUGAUUCUAAUUCUACCAUGGUAAGUUCGAAUUCUAGAUCAACUACUAAAAACAGACAGCCUGUGGCUGAGAAAUCUGAUGAUGAGAGCAACACAAGAUCUAGUUUUCAAUUAGCUAGUAAAAACAGUUCUCCUGAAAAAGCAAGUGAUAGCAAGAAGAGUACACCUGAAAAAGAGAGUGAUAGUAAACAAAGUCAGCCAAAAAAAUAUUUCAACAUUAUAGACUCAGAUUCAGAGGAUGAUAUUACAAUACCACAAAGAUCUAAGGCCAAUAAAGAACAGAGUGAAUCAGAUUCAGAUGGAUCAAAAAGUUUGAAAUCUUCGAAGUCUGGAAAGAAACAAAAAAUAAAAAACAAAAGAAAACUUGUAGACAGUGAUUCUGAUGAAGAGCCAGUCAAAACUGAUAAUGGUUUUAGAAAGAAACAGACUGACAGUGGAGGUAGUGAUAAUGAGAGUGAAAAAGAAUCUAAUUCACUUAAUAAAUCAAAUAAAAUAAGUAAUAUCAUAGAUUCAGAUUCUGAAAGUGGCAGUGACAAUCCUUCUGAGCAUGGGAGCAAUGCUUCUUCAGGUGAAGAAAAAGAUGCUUCAAAAAAAACAAAAAAAGAAAAGAAGUUAGAGAAGAAUCGAGCGGGAUCAGCACGAGCAUCCAAGGAUGCUGCUAUGCAACAAAUACAUAGUGAAACACAAAGAUUAAUGAGAGAAGCAGAAAUAUCUCUCCCUUACCACAGGCCGAAGCAACGUACUUUGGAGGAAUUUCUGAACAGGAAAAAGAUUACGUCUGAUAUCCCUAAUAAUUUAACGUUUGCUGAAAAAGUUAAGAUGUUCCCUGAAGUCAUUAGUAAAGUAGUACAAGAAAAAGAAGAAGAGGCUGAAAUUUUUUAUAAAUCGUCGGACUCUGAAGAGGAACAAGAUGAACCAAUGGAAGUGGAUGAAGCUGGUACUGCUAAGAAAGACAAUGAGAAUACAAAUGAAAAUGAAACAGCGACUGCAGUUGGUAUUGCUGAUACACAAAAAUUAACUCAAGAUCAUAUUCAGGAUUCUCAUGAUAAAAUGACCAUUCUUCAGCGGCGAUCUUUAGAUUUUGGAGUACCGAGGAAAUUAUUCUUAGAAGAUAUUGAUGAGAAUGGGUCGACUGAAAAUACACCACUAUCUGAACCAGAACGUGUCCAUACUGAUGAGAGUAUUAAUACCGAUAUAACAGUUCUCGAGAAAAAACCUAGGGAAGUCAAAUCUGGAAUUAGGGAGGCUAGUGUUCCGCGAAAAUUAUUUACAGGUCAAGAAAUGGACAUGGAUGUAGAUACAAACGAAGACGAUAAAUGUAUGCCAGAAGAAAAGAACGAAGAAAGUCCAAAAAUGCCAGAAAAUAUAGAAAAUAUUGAUAAGAAUAUGGAAAAAAUGAACAAAUCCACUCUCGAAAACAGUAAUGAAGAAAUCUUAUUAAACUUAUCUGAAACCGAAAAUGAUAUCAAUGACGAGAAAAAAUCAUCCGAGUCUAGUAAAAAUAGUGAUUCAGAACAAAACAAAGAUCAAGAGAGUAUAGUGAUAUCGGAAACCCCGUAUAUAAGUAAUAAAGAAAUCGCAAAAACCAAUAGAGCAUUGUUAGUAUCGUCAAAAGAUCAAAUUAUCAUUGAAAAUAAAGAAAACGAAUAUAGCAAUAAGGAAGAACAGAACGAUACUGAUGAUCUGAUCUUAGAACUAACUUCAGAAUCCAAGGACGUCAAUGAUGACGAGAUCAUAGAUCGCGAUAUACUACGAGCAGAUUUCGCUCUGCCAAAGGAUCUUGACGAACCUGUAGUAAAAAAACCAAGCAUGAAAGAAAUUAUUUUAGCUAACGCUUUAAAAAACAAGCCCAUGAUUAAAGCUUCACCAGGUUCAACAAUCGAUUUCACAGAAAGUUCAGGUCAAAUGAAGGAAGGUGUCACGCAGCUGCUGGACAGAUUUGCGCGUCACUCAGCUACUUAUAGGCCUAGGAUCAACGAGAUCUCCGAGGUAAAAACGAUACGUACUGAAGGCACUGGCAAUGAAAUCACAAUCGUGGAAGAAGUAUUACCCUUUACGAAGUCGAUAAUAGAGGAUGACCCCAAAAAAGAUAGGAAGCCCGGAGAGAAGCUGCAGAAAUUAAGGGAGGACUUGAAGCGUAAAAUCGCUUCUGCAAGAAAUGAGGAAUGGAAGCAAAGGGAAGAAAAGGACAAGGAGGAAGAAGAAGAAGAAGCAAAAUGCAAAGGUGAAGAUUUUUACGAGGGUCUCCCUGACGAGGAAGAAGAAUUGGAAGACGAAGUAAGUACGGAGAGCGAGCCGGAGGAAGACGAUGUACCUAUGAAAGAAAGUCGAAGGCCGAAAUGUGCAUUCGGUGACGAAGAGGCUGAAGAAAGUGAGGAUGAAAAUGCUGCAGUUUUCUGUGGUAAUGAAAACGAGGAGGACGAGGAAGAAGAUGAAGAAGUGGAGGACGAAGAAGAAGAAGAGGAGGAAGAGCAGGAAUCUGGAAAAGAAGAAAUCGACGACAAACCAAAGAAACUUAAAAGAAUCAUCCGUCCCUUCGAUGAAGAUUCAAACGAAUCAAAAUCGAGUGUAAGCAACGAUGCUAAACCAAAGCUUUUCCCGGGCAGCAACCGAGUCUGCAAUAAGACUGACGAGGACAUAUUCGCCUCGCAAGCAAGCCAUGGCUCUGAAGAUCUUGAAACUGACUCUAUACCGCCUUUUCAAUCUCGAGAUCGCUGCAAUUCGGAUUCGCGUAGUCAAGCCUGCAAAACUCCUUUACCCAAACCUAACAACUUACUCAGCAUGGUCUCACCCAUAACACAGCUCACGGCUCUAAAUACGUCUCAUGAUUCAACAAGGAAGUCGGCUUCGAAGACCCCGAACGCUUUGAAUUUGGGUCCUGUUGGUACUUCAGUCGAGAAUACGCCUACUGAAGACAGUGCCAACAGGCCUCCAGCAAAUUGCAAUAUGGAGAAAAUGAUUGGUUUGCAAAAGAAACUUUUUGAAGAUCCACCUGACACUGUAAACGAUGACGAGCUGCUUCAAAUUUGCUCGGGUCAAUUUACGAAUACCCAGAGUACGAUAAGACCACCGAACACGAUGUCGCAAAAUGGAGUAACCGACUCGCAGCUGAUGGAACUGUGCUCAGGUGCUUUUGUCAGUCAGCCUUCCGACAUGAAAGAACUAGAAUCAGAUAACGUUGAUCCUUCAAGGCCAGAAUUUGGCGAUGAGACUUCGCAGGAUAUAACGUUGACCCUCGACGAUGACGAUGACUCAAAAAGUAGUCCCACAAAAACCGUAUCAUCACUGAAAAGGAGCGAUGAGUCCAUGUUCAGCAAUGAUUCCAAGAGUCCAGUAAAGUUGCCUACCUUUGGUGGUACCAGUUUUAAGAACCCUAUGGAGGCUUGGCUUAAGAGAGGGAAUGAUAAGCCGGUAGUGGAGACCCAACAUAAACCAGACCAAGUUACAGAUUCGCAGUUAAUGGAUCUGUGCUCAGGGGCGUUCACCUCGCAAGCAGUAAACUUGAAGGCAUUGGAAGAGAAUGAUUCACCGCAGAUCCAUGAUGACGCAUCGCAAGAUUUUAAUUUAACGCUCGAUGAUAAUAGUAAUAGUCCAUUCAAAAAGACUUUGCAAAAUCAGAAAACCAAGAUAAUUGAACAACUUGAGAAAAAAGUCACAGCGUUUGAUGACGAUUCAAAUGCUCCGAGAACAAAUUUUGCGAUAGUUUCCUCCUCAGAUGAAGAGGAUGGAGAAGUAAAAAAAGAUCGACCGAAGAAAAAACUUUUGAAGAAAAAGAAGGUCAAAAAGCUCACACUGUCUGAUGAUGAGGAUGAAGAUGAAGCUAAGGAAUUUUCCGACGAAGAAGAAGAAGAAGAAGAUGAAGAGAAAUUCGUUGAUUACGACUCCGAAGAAAACGAGGUAGUGGUUGUUCCUAAAAAAGAGAUCAAGAAGGUGGCAAAGAACUUUCUGGAGAACGAGGCUGAGCUGAGCGAGAGUGAUUGGGAUUCGGCUGAUGAAGAUGAACAAGGAAUGGAUAAGCUCGAAUUUGAGGAAGCCGACGCCGAAGAAAUAGACGAGGACAAAAUGAAGGAACAACUCGAUCGAGUACACAUGAAGCAAGUGAUGGAUGAAGAUCAAAGAGAAGUGAGGAUGCUCCAGGAGCUACUUUUCGAUGACGGAGACCUGCACAGCGAAGGCGCUGGCCGCGAAAGAAAAUUCAAAUGGAAAAACAUAGACAGCUUAGGUGAUUUUGGCUUAACGCCCAGGACUGACGACAAUGGCGAAGAAAUAGACGAUGAGGUCGAUGCCGAAAUGGAAGUUCAAAUGCGAAAAAUGAGAUAUGAGCAACAAAAGUUCCUCGAAGAAAAACAGAAAAGCUUAGAUGUAGCGAUCAAUGAAGAUUUCAGUGAAAGUCAAUUAUUUAAUCGUGGAUUAAAGGUCGUGACUGUUCGAUCAACUAGUAAGACUUCAAUAGAGGAUCAAAAACUGGUUAAAAGUAGUUCAGUUGGUAAUAGUACAAAUAUAUUAAUGGCGAAAGGAGUAACCAACGUCUCGAAAAAAACCAUCACGAAUUCGAAAAGCCUGUCAUUCUCCAACAUGAAAGGUUCAUUUUUAUCAAGAGGAGAUGAAACGUUAGUUCGAAUUGCACAAAAUUUGCCAGAAAAGAGUAAAAUGUCGACAAAUGCUGGACGCAAAGGGAAUUUCGUUUUCCAACACCUGAGUCCUUCCAUAUCAAAUGCGGCGAAAGAUGAUUCAGAGCAGGAAAACGACAAUACUCCAGACCAAGAAAAAAACAAGAGAAAACGAAAAAUGUUCGCAAGCCAGAGUUCAGGUCAGACACCACGAAGCACGAAAAAAUUGAAGGUCGACGAAAGAACUGCAGGCAAAAAAUUAUUCUAGUAUCUCAAUUUCAAAAUGAAUUUAAAAAGUAUUGUUUAUAAUCUUGUAAAUAAUCGGAAGCGCGUUAAUUAAUUUUAUAUUAUAUCACAGAUGUAAGGUCACACUGUAAAAAUAUAGACGGAUGUACUAUUGUAAAAAGAUUAUCGAUUAAAUAGCAAUAUUGUUUUAUAUAGAA